Gossypium raimondii (Peruvian cotton) is the source of this 1151-nucleotide messenger RNA. Its product is annotated as D-galacturonate reductase. The record is from RefSeq and is a predicted model, not a curated record. NCBI's taxonomy places the organism in Eukaryota, Viridiplantae, Streptophyta, Magnoliopsida, Malvales, Malvaceae. The transcript is spliced from 4 exons. Gene Ontology annotation, cellular component: cytosol. Gene Ontology annotation, molecular function: aldose reductase (NADPH) activity. The coding region runs from base 52 to 1002 and encodes 316 amino acids.
GCGAUGAUUUUCAAUCAUUAAGCUUUACAGUGUAAUCAUAAACUAAAAAUUAUGGAGAAUAAAGUUCCAAUCGUUUCAGUCGUCUCCUCCUUUAGCGGACUAACCAUGCCAGUGAUAGGCAUGGGGACAGCCUCGUAUCCACCAGUUGAUGCAGGGACCCUAAAAUCAGCCAUUGUUGAGGCAAUCAGAGCUGGGUAUCGCCACUUUGAUACAGCUUUCAUAUAUGGGUCUGAGCAGCCACUUGGAGCAGCAAUCGCUGAGGCCUUGAACAUUGGCCUCAUCAAGUCCCGGAAUGAACUCUUUAUCACUUCCAAACUAUGGUGCACUUAUGCUGAGCCAGACUUGGUCAUUCCCGCCAUCAAAAUGAGUCUCGAGAAUCUUCAGCUAGAAUAUCUUGAUCUUUAUCUCAUACAUUGGCCACUAAAGUUCAGCAAAGAGGUGAGUCGUUUGCCGGUUCCCAAAGAAGAAGUAUCUGUUAUUGAUAUCAAAUCAGUUUGGAGUGCCAUGGAAGAGUGUCAACUUCUGGGUCUCACCAAAGCCAUUGGUGUCUCUAACUUCUCUUCGAGAAAGCUUGAAGAAAUCCUUUCCUUUGCCAAAAUCCCUCCCGCCGUCAACCAGGUGGAGAUGAACCCACUUUGGCAGCAAAAGGAGCUGAAUGAGUACUGCCAGGCAAAGGGUAUUCAUGUUUCAGCUCAUUCCCCUCUGGGCUCAAAAGGCACGUUGUGGGGAGAUAACAGGAUUUUCGACUGUCAUGCUUUGAAAGAGAUUGCCGAGGCCAAAGGGAAAACAAUUGCCCAGAUUUGUCUAAGAUGGGUGUACGAGCAAGGGGCAAGUGUGAUAGCAAAGAGCUUCAACAAGAAGAGAAUGGAGGAGAACCUUGAAAUAUUUGAUUGGUCAUUGAGUGUAGAAGAAUUGGAGAAGAUCAGAGGUCUUCCCCAGUGCAAAUUUAACUCCAUCGGUACAUUUAUCGAGCCCAGCGCCGAGCUUGAGGCACAGCUAUGAUAUCAAGAACGAUGAUCAUUUAUUUUCAUGUUUACAAUUUAUAUAUGCUAAGCUUUACUUGAUUUUGGAGGGUGUUUGACCCAAAACAUGAAAGAUUUCUUAGUUCCCAAGGUGUUUGAUUCUCAAAAUUUUAAGAAUUUUAAUUUUUA